AUGUUGCAUGUCGUCUCCCAGGUGACUGAGAUGCUUCAGUCCGGCGAGGUGAAAGACAUCCACCAGGGCAACGCGAACGGAUUUACAGGUCUGCACAUGGCAGCUCUGAAGCACAAGCUGGACAUUGCCACUCUCCUGGUCGAGAAAGGGCACGACGUGAACAUCGAGGAGUGCAACGGCCUUACGCCUCUGGACUACUGCGUCGACAGCGCACUGACGGACGGCAUAUUCACCGACAAGAACGGCAGCCAGGGCUACCUCGCCAUGGUGGAGUUCCUCGAGUCGAGGGGCGCGGUGCGGCAGCAGGAGCGGGCCUGGCUCACGGCGGCGAAUCAGGAGGCGUUCGCGCCCAACCUCCCGCAGGAGAACUAG
Molecule: messenger RNA, 372 nt
Organism: Prorocentrum cordatum
Lineage: Eukaryota; Dinophyceae; Prorocentrales; Prorocentraceae
Source: the annotation of a GenBank genome assembly